Messenger RNA from Danio aesculapii, 4016 nucleotides. RefSeq names its product ring finger protein 220a (gene rnf220a). The transcript is spliced from 17 exons. Gene Ontology annotation, biological process: protein ubiquitination. NCBI's taxonomy places the organism in Eukaryota, Metazoa, Chordata, Actinopteri, Cypriniformes, Danionidae. The record is from RefSeq and is a predicted model, not a curated record. Bases 484 to 2571 code for a protein of 695 amino acids. Gene Ontology annotation, molecular function: ubiquitin protein ligase activity; metal ion binding.
CGCUGAGCGGCAGCACUGCACCUCCAACACUGUUUCCACCUCUGAGCAAAUCUCUGCCUAUCGUCUCUACUUUGCCACUGAGCGCUGACUCGUUCUCAUCGGUACAUGCAACUGAUACAACUCUCAACACACGACACGACCCGGGAACUCUGUCUCACGCGCGGCGACCGUCUCACGUUGUUUCCUCGAGGCGCUUGCUUCGCGGUGAUCUUCGCUCUCCGGUUUCCAAAAGUUUCGGUUGUCGGGAUAAAAGGACAGCUAAACCUUCCGAGGGAUUUUUUAAAACAACGUGGAGGACCAUCGAGGAUGAGCCGCCAGUGAGAGGGACCCCCCCCCCAGUUCUACUAGAGUGUCGACAGCGCAAAAGUUUGCACCAUUCUGCCCAUACCGUUCACCCCGUCUCUCUUCUCUCCACCCCUCCCCCACACCCCUCUACUCUCGCCCCUCACCCCCCCUCUACCCAACCCCAGCCCAAUCUCCAAAAUGGACUUGCAUCGGGCAGCUUUCAAAAUGGAGAGCUCCUCCUAUCUGCCCAACCCAUUAGCAUCCCCUGCGCUAAUGGUGCUAGCAUCGACGGCUGAGGCUAGUCGCGAUGCCUCCAUCCCCUGCCAACAGCCUCGUCCAUUCGGUGUGCCAGUGUCUGUAGAGAAGGACGUUCACCUGCCCUUCAACAAUGGUUCCUAUACGUUUGCCUCCAUGUACCACCGACAGGGCGCCGUACCUCCAGGCUUCCCCAACAGGGACUUUCCUCCUUCCCUUCUACACCUCCAUCAUCAGUUUGCACCACCCAAUCUGGACUGCUCCCCCAUAAGCAUGCUCAACCACAGUGGCGUCGGGGCCUUCCGGCCAUUCGCUUCUCCUCCGGAGGAUCGGGAUGGAGCGGGUGGUGGAUACCAGUCUGCCUUCACCCCUGCCAAGAGGCUUAAGGGCUGCCUGGAGGCCGAGGCGUCCCCACACUUGCGCUACUCAGAUGCAGAAGGGAAAGAAUAUGACUUUGGUGGUGCUCAGAUCCCAUCCAGCUCGCCCAGUGCUCUCAAAGCUGUGGAAGACGCAGGGAAGAAGAUCUUCGCAGUGUCAGGUCUGCUGUCAGAUCGAGAAACCUCUUCCAGCCCAGAGGAUCGCAUUGAACGCUGUAAGAAGAAAGUGUCACUCUAUGACAGUCAGGCGCCCAUCUGCCCCAUCUGUCAGGUUCUUUUGCGUCCGGGCGAACUACAGGAGCACAUGGAGCAGGAGAUGGAGAGGCUCACCCACAUGCACAUCAGCAAGAACCCAUCACACAAGGACAUCAAUGUGGCUCCAGGCACACCGAAGUCUCUCCUGUUGUCAGUGCACAUCAAACGUGAGGGCGAGUCUCCAGUUGUGUCCCCGCUCUCUUCUGAUGAAGCUCACCAUUCUGACAGAUACCAGACGUUUUUACGAGUGCGAGCUAACAGGCAAACACGAUUGAAUGUCGAUGACCUCUGCUGGUGCAGGCGCUACGCCAAGGAAAGUUUCAAAAGUCCCCCAAUCCCAGUGCCCAGAGGAGUGCCCCUAGCCCCUUGCUGCCUGCGGCAUGCCCGGAUUGGAAAAAUGAAGCGCCGGAAGCCUGAGGAUGGACAGGUAUGUCCACUGUGCAGCGCCCCGCUGGCAGGGACAGAGGAGGAAAUGAGUAGGCAUGUGGAACAAUGUCUGUUCAAGAGGGAAGGUGCAACAGAGGAGGAUUCUGCAGAUGUUGAAGGAGAGAACGGAACGCGGUUUGAAGAGUACGAGUGGUGCGGACAAAAGAGGGUCAGAGCUACUACAUUACUGGAAGGUGGUUUCAGAGGAACAGGCUUUGCCAUGUGUAGCACGAAGGAGAGCCAUGACAGUGACGCUGACCUGGAUGUGGAUGGAGAUGACACACUGGAGUAUGGCAAAGCCCAGUACACUGAAGCAGACAUCAUUCCUUGCUCUGGAGAGGACCAGGGAGAGGCCAAAGAACGUGAGGCACUGCGCGGAGCCGUUUUGAAUGGUGGCGUGCCAUCCAAUAGAAUAACACCUGAGUUUUCCAAGUGGGCCAGUGAUGAAAUGCCUUCCACAAGUAAUGGCGAGAGCAGCAAACAAGAGCCCAGCUCUUCAUCUUCGUCUUCCACACAGAGAACCUGUAAAAACAGCGAGAUAGAGAAGAUCACAGAGGACUCGACAGCGACCACACUGGAGGCGCUAAAGGCCCGCAUAAGAGAACUGGAGAAGCAGAUCCUCAGAGGAGACCGAUACAAGUGUCUCAUAUGCAUGCGGAAGCCGACCCAAACAGGGGCGGACGGCAAGAAUCAGGCGGCUGAGAGGCACGGGAGUGCAGAGGCCUUGCAGCUCGGCGUGUACUGUUUGUACAGAGGCUACGUUACAGGCUGCAGCACCGCCACUGCGGGCAGCAGUGGGAUUAAGAAGCUGCUGCCACUCCGGAGGGACUCGUAUACAAUGCCACUCACCUCUAUCCAAUGUUGGCACGUGCACUGUGAAGAAUGCUGGCUAAGGACUCUGGGAAACAAGAAACUCUGCCCACAAUGCAACACCAUCACGUCACCAGGGGACCUCAGGCGUGUCUAUUUGUGAACAAAACAGCCCGGAUUCUUUUAGUUUCGUUUUACUCUUCAUUUCCAUUUUGCGCUAGUGUUUUCGGUUUCCCCUUUGUCUGAGAGAGUGAAAUAUCGUCCGCCUUCUGACCAUGUGAGGCACAGACUCAAACUGACUUUAAACGGGGACUUCACAAGCAAAGGACUAACGAGAACCGCGUAGACUCCGUUCUCUAAAAAUGCUUGUCUAAAGAGCCCCUUGCCUCUCUCUUGUGUUGGCCCAUGGUCCACCCUCUCCAAAGUCAGAAUGGUUCCUUCAAGAGGAGCUUGUUCUUCUCUGAAGGAAAGAGUAUUCAUUCUGUCCCUCCAUUAGCACUGCUGCUGCUCUGUCUCUCACUUUUCGCACCCUGUGGCAAGUUUUUCACCAAGACAGCUGAAGUCAACUCGACUUUAAGAAGAAGAAGAGACUUUAAGGACCACCCGAUGCUCUCCGGAUGCCCUCGAUCUCUCCAUUGUGUUCUCGUUCACCCCAAAUCAUGACUUCUUUUGUGGUGUUCUAGUGAUGUCAACCAAAUUCAAUGAACCAGUGCAAGCACAUGUAUAAUAGUCUCUGUAUGUUUACAGUGUUGUGAGUAAAUGACAUAGAGAACAAAACACACUUGUAUACACGCACACAUACACACUCAUACGGACACACACACACACAUACAGAAGUAUAUAUUGAAUAAAAGUCCAGUUUUAGUUGGGUCGGGAGGGAGGGAGGGCAUAUGUUUCAAUCUUGGUGAAUUAAAAAAGCAGAAAAAAAAACAGAAAAGAAAAGCAAACCCUCUGUAUUUUUAAAGCAGAUGUUGUUGUCUUGAAGUUGAAGUUGUAUUUCAUUGUACAGGAAGAAAUUUAAGUAAUAAUAAUAAUAAACUACUCGAACUAGGACUUAAAAGAUUUAGGUGUACAUUUUUCAUUGAGAUAUACAGUAAAAACUGUAGAUUUAAUCCUGAAACAAGGGAAAGUAUCUUUCUUUGCUUUUUUUCUAAAAAAUGGAAAGAUUUGCUCUCGUUUUUCAGCGUUUUUGAACUUAAUGCUGAAUAUGCCGUCUGUCUGUUACAAACAACUGAACUGACUGCUCAUUCAUUCCAUAGAAAAUGCAGUAUUACGACCCCUGAUCGGUUUAUUCUCAGUUUAUUCCCUCUUAAAGGGGCUUUUAUAAAAACUCCAAACACUUAGGGUGGUCUCAUUUACAAGUUACGUUCAGAUUUCCUCUCCGAGAUAUGAAGAACAUGCAGAUUUCUUCUCAGAGAAUGAACUGGAAGAGUCAAGACUCAUUUCCCUGACUGACUGACAGCUCACAUUUCCCCUAGGAGUGAGACAGUGUGCUUUAUAUUUGUACAUCUGUGUAUUCUGUGAUUUCUGUAUUGAUGUAAGCGCAAAAAAAGGAAGAAAUGAAAGGUCAUUGCUGAUCCCGACACCACAAUAAACAGUCAAAUGUUG